Sarcophilus harrisii (Tasmanian devil) is the source of this 8381-nucleotide messenger RNA. It is a transcript of the gene ABLIM1, whose product is annotated as actin binding LIM protein 1. The transcript is spliced from 27 exons. Lineage: Eukaryota; Metazoa; Chordata; Mammalia; Dasyuromorphia; Dasyuridae. Gene Ontology annotation, biological process: cytoskeleton organization; lamellipodium assembly; cilium assembly. Gene Ontology annotation, molecular function: actin filament binding. The record is from RefSeq and is a predicted model, not a curated record. Gene Ontology annotation, cellular component: stress fiber; actin cytoskeleton. The coding region runs from base 585 to 2960 and encodes 791 amino acids.
GAGUUCUCGGGAUCGGCUUCCCUGGAGUUCCCCGGACUCAGCUCCCUGGGCAGUCAUUUAUCUCUCCGUCACUAGGAGGCAUCCUUGCUAGCCGGGCGGGGAAGCUCUGCCUCCGCAGGAGGAAUGUAAGGUGGUGAGUCCGCCACCGGAGAUUAGGGACGGUGGAAUCUCGCAUUUGUUCCCGGAGCAGCAGCAGCUGUAGCUGGUGUAACCGCGCAGGGGGCAGAGUCCACCAGCGGGAGCGAGAGGGCGGGAGCUACCACCUUUAGUAGGAGGGUGAAUGCAGAGCCAGAAGCAGAAACACCCACCGGCAGCAGCAGCGAGGCUUCUGUGAAGAGCAUCUCCCCUCCCCUUUCUCCCUCUCUCCCUCCCUCCCUCCACACCCCGCCCGGUACUAGAGGGACUGCAGCUCUGGGCCCGUGAUUGCCCUGGGGGCUCGGAGGGGGGAGGGUUUUCCUCCCCAUCUAACCUCGUGCAUAUCCAGCCUCUCCCCUGCCCUGCCCGGCUGCCAGCGCGCAGUUCACCUUUGUGAGUGUAUUCUUGCUCCCCUUCCGCGCAGCAGCACUUAAAAGGAUUUGGUUGCCAUGGUGAAGGAGAAAGUGGCCCACCCUCAGGACCCUCAUCACCCAUCAGAGAAGCCUGUCAUCCAGUGCUACAAGUGUGGAGAACCAUGCAAAGGUGAAGUGCUCCGGGUUCAAACCAGGCAUUUCCAUAUAAAAUGCUUCACCUGCAAAGUAUGUGGCUGUGACCUGGCUCAAGGAGGCUUCUUCAUAAAGAACGGAGAAUAUCUCUGCACCCUGGAUUACCAGCGAAUGUAUGGAACACGCUGUAAUGGCUGUGGGGAAUUUGUGGAGGGAGAGGUAGUGACAGCUCUUGGGAAGACCUAUCACCCUAACUGCUUUGCCUGUACCAUUUGCAAACGCCCAUUUCCACCUGGAGACCGAGUUACCUUCAAUGGAAGGGACUGUCUUUGUCAGCUCUGUGCUCAGCCAAUGUCUUCCAGCCAUAAAGAGGUCUCAAGCUCCAGCAAUUGUGCUGGCUGUGGCAGAGACAUAAAGAAUGGGCAGGCACUGCUGGCUCUGGAUAAGCAAUGGCAUCUGGGGUGUUUUAAGUGCAAAUCCUGUGGAAAAGUCCUCACUGGAGAAUACAUCAGCAAGGAUGGAGCUCCUUACUGUGAAAAGGACUAUCAGGGGCUUUUUGGUGUCAAGUGUGAAUCUUGUCAACAAUUCAUCACAGGGAAAGUUUUAGAGGCCGGUGAUAAACACUACCAUCCAAGCUGUGCGCGAUGCAGCAGGUGCAACCAAAUGUUCACAGAAGGAGAGGAAAUGUAUCUUCAAGGUUCCACCGUUUGGCAUCCCGACUGUAAGCAGUCUACUAAGACAGAGGAAAAACUCCGGAAACCUCCAAAUAUGCCACGUUCCUCAUCUGAAUUCUUUUAUCCUAAAAGUCUGAUUCGCCGAACACAACGCUCUCCACAGCUGUUACCAUCACCCUGUCUAGUGAACUUCAACAAAAACCAAAGGCAGCCAACCAGGACAUCUUCUGAAAGUAUUUAUUCCAGACCAGGAUCAAGCAUCCCUGGCUCUCCAGGUCAUACCAUCUAUGCAAAAGUUGACAAUGAGAUCCUAGAUUACAAGGAUUUAGCAGCCAUUCCCAAGGUCAAGGCAAUUUAUGACAUUGAACGUCCAGAUCUUAUUACCUAUGAGCCAUUCUACUCUUCAGGCUAUGAGGACAAACAGGAGAGACAGAGCCUUGGAGAGUCUCCAAGGACUCUAUCUCCCACACCAUCUGCAGAAGGAUACCAGGAUGUUCGCGAUCGAAUGAUCCAUCGAUCAACUAGUCAGGGCUCCAUUAAUUCUCCUGUCUACAGCCGUCAUAGUUACACUCCAACAACAUCACGUUCUCCACAGCAUUUUCACAGACCUGAGCUGCUGUCUCCUGGUGUGCAGCGGUUAUCACACCUGCGCACUAGUAGUCUCAGCUCCACCCACAAUGACACCCGCCCCAACUCCCCAUUCCGACACCACUUCUUUCCCCAUAUCAAAGCUUCAUUUUACAUUGGCAAUGAGCCAUCCAGCGGCCGGAACUCCCCUCUCCCUUAUCGGCCAGACAGCCGCCCUCUAACUCCAACUUACGCUCAGGCCCCUAAACAUUUCCAUGUUCCAGAUCAAGGGAUCAACAUAUACCGAAAACCACCCAUCUACAAACAACAUGAUCCAGCUGCCCUAGCAGCACAGAGCAAGUCUUCAGAGGAUAUCAUCAAGUCCUCCAAGUUCCCAGCAGCUCAUGCUCCAGAUCCCAACGAGAUACCAAAGAUUGAGACGGACCACUGGCCAGGUCCCCCCUCACUUGCUGCCGUAGGAACAGAUAUGAGGCGCAGAUCAAGUGGCCGUGAGGAAGAUGAGGAAGAGCUUCAGAGACGCAGGCAACUUCAAGAAGAGCAGCUAUUGAAGCUCAACUCAGGUCUGGGGCAAUUGAUACUGAAGGAAGAAAUGGAAAAGGAGACUCGGGAAAGGACUUCCCUUUCAGCAAGCCGAUAUGAUUCACCACUAAAUUCAUCUCUACAUACUUCAUCUAAAACCUCUUCCCUUCCUGGUUAUGGAAAAAAUGGUCUACACAGGCCCGUUUCUACUGAUUUUGCCCAAUACAAUAGCUAUGGUGAUGUCAGUGGUGGGGUCCGAGAUUUCCAGACCCUCCCUGAUGGCCACGUACCUGGAAUGCGAAUGGACAGAGGAGUGUCCAUGCCUAAUAUGUUGGAGCCAAAGAUUUUCCCAUAUGAAAUGCUCAUGGUGACCAACAGAGGGCGGAAUAAAAUACUAAGAGAUGUAGACAGAACCAGACUUGAGCGCCAUUUGGCACCUGAAGUGUUUCGAGAAAUAUUUGGAAUGUCAAUACAGGAGUUUGACAAGUUACCUCUUUGGAGACGCAACGAUAUGAAGAAAAAAGCAAAACUCUUCUAAGUCACAUAUGCCCAUCAAUUUGAAAAGUUAAUGAAGAUGCUGCAUAGGAUAUAGUAUUAAACAAUGGCCACGUUUGAUUGGAGAACUUACAAACUACUUCUCCACAGCAACAACAAAAAGGGAAAAAUCUGAUUGAGCACCCGUGAUCUAAGCAUUGGCCUACCAACAGCAACACUUGCCAAGAAGCAAUGGGGUGGAACUUUAUAUGUUCCAAAACUUGACAGUAGUUUUCAUGUGUGACCUUUUUACAUUAUCUUCUGUACAUGAUUUGAGCCACUUUCUUAUUUUGUUUCCCUUUAACUGUUGUCCAAAAUACAACAGACUUUAUUGGUUAAGCCAGGAAGUGCCCUUAAGAUGCUGAAUGGGGGGGAAAGUAGUUAUGAUAACUCCAAAAAAUGAUUAUACAUAUUACAGUACUGUGGUUAAGGGGAAAAAAACCCAACAACCUGUGUAACAUAUCCAAAUGGUAACAUUAGUCAUAUUGCACAAAUAUUUCUUAAUUGGCUUCAUUUAAAAGUGCCCAUUCUGUAGCUGUAGUAGAAAUGAAAGAGGCAGACACCUGAGUAAACUACUCCAUUGGGCUGCUUACCAAUGGAAUGAUUUUAAAUGUGCUCCUCACUCUCUGCUGCAUACAUUUGCUAGGAUGUGGUUGGUGAAUUUCUGUGCUUUUGUAAACAGCAUUUCUCCCUCCUCACUUUUUUUUUUCUUUUUGCUUCAGAUAAUUUAGUUUAAGCUUAAUCUACCCAGCAAAGGCAAGUAGCAAACCUGAACCCAGCUUGCAAAAAGAGAGGAAGGAAAGCUCUCCUUCAGAUUGACCUGGGUUACAUUCUUUUUGAGGGACCCAUGCCACCAAGUUGCCCCAGGAAGCACACCAUGUUAUAGAAAAUAACAUUUCAUGUUCUUUUGCCAAUGCAAAUGUGCUAGCCUGGCAUCUUCCAUAUAGUAUGUGACACAUAUCAUAUAUCAAGCUGAAGGUCAUUUCAACCAUAGUCUAAGGAAGGAUAUGUUUUCUCUCUUUCGAAUUUACUCAAUUAAAGAUGAGAAAGAGGAAGUUGGCUUUCCUUUGUGUCUUCUACUAUUUAAGUCAAGGUUUACUGAAUAGAAUUUUUGAAUCAUGUGCUUCAAAAAGCUCAUUUCUGCAUGAAUGUUAUACUUUUUGAAGGAUAUGUCAAUGAAAUGUACAGGGGGACAGCUCAUUUCUAUGGAAGGAUGAGUCUACCUUUCUAUCCCCUGGUGAAAAGCAAGACGAGAUAUAGAGCUUUUUAAUCUUAUAUUGGCACAUGGAAGCCUCUUUCUAAUGAUGCACUGGUAUUAUUACCCAUCUCUUGCUUUGAGUGACAUCCAAAUUCUGACUGCAGAGCAAAAAAAAUUAAGAUAACUUUGUAACUUGACAGAUCAAACCAUUUGCCCUUGAUGUUCAAAGUCUUGUAAGAGGAGAGUAUAUAUAUCUUAAAAUGGGAUUCCAGAGAUCCCUUGAAACUUAAAUACAACUUAGUCAAACUACCUGAUCACCUUAGAUCACUCACACUGAACAAGAGCCAUUCAAAUUUGGCUCAUUGUACCUGGCCUCCACUGAAACCACUGGUGCAGGAGUCAAAACAUGGCUUUGAAGGUCCCUAUAGAAACCAAAGGAGAACAUGUUUGAGUUGCUCUGCAAGAAUGCCAUUUUUGGCAAAAGAAUAGUUUCUUCUCUUGACACCAUUUUGGGAAUAAUAUUAGUUGUCUGUCAUGCAGCCUAUGGUGAAAACAAAUAGAUUUGUUUUCCAAAUGGGCACUGUUUGUAAGGUUACAAGGGGAAGUGUUAUGUGGGUACAACACACUUAAUUGUACUAGGUGCUAUAAUAGGGAGUAGAAUCCAUGUAUAGUGGUCUUUUUUUAUUUACUAACCUAGUUGAAGCCAUCUAAUUUUAUUGUACCUUCAGAAUCAUGAAGUAAAUAUUCAAGGACCGUUCUUGCAUAUAUGUAUCUAUAUGUGUAUGUAUAUAUAUCUUAAAUCUACUAAAUCAUUUAACAAAUUGUUCCCCUGGUAGUCAUACUGGGUUAUUUUUUUUUUUUUUAAUGAAAACUCCUGCCUUCAUUUUUGUCCCUUGAAGCAUUCAGUGCUUUAUUACCUACUGUGGUGAGAAUGUCUAUUGCUGUCAUCUCUCUGAACUUUCCUAUGACUGCAACCCUUGCCAAAAUCCUUUUUCAUACUUUAUUGUCUCGUGAUCUUCUCUGGCAAAGCAAGCUGUCUAGUGUUUUGUGCUCUUUCAUAGUUCUACAUGGCUUUUUUUUUUUUUUAAUAGGAGGGAUGUAUUCCCAGAGUUUAGCCAUCAAAGUAAAUGAGGAAACUACUUGGGUAAAAUUCCAGUCCUUUGACUUUCAUAUUAUUUUUCAUCUAAUGAGGAAAAAAAUAGUGGCUCUUAAUAAUUUUAUAUUCUUAUCACUUAUAACAUAAAAAUGUACUUGCAAGCCAAAUAAUUGUACAUUUAGAAAAGAAAAAGAAAAAUUAAGGUGCCUGGAAACUGUAGGCAUAGAUAAUUAGUUUGAACUUUGGGCCAUGUAGGGAAGAUGUUAUAGAAUCACAAAAUGUGAGAGCUCGAGGGGACCUUUGAUAACAUCUAAUCCAGGCUUUUCAUUGUAUAGUUUAGAAACUGAAACCCCUAAAAGAUUGUAUGGCUUGUCCAAUACCACACAACUUGUUGAAAUUGGCAAGUUAAACUAAGAGAAGAACCCAAGACAUCUCAGACCUCAUGUUCUUUCUUCUGAAUGAUACUGCCAUUGUAUACUGUUUGUUUUAGGUAGAUCCUACAUCCAGACCUGAAAAGUCAUUUUCCAUCUCCUUCAUUUGCUACUGAUAAUAUUAACUAGACCAGAAGACACCCCCACAUACAUAACAUGUGCACACACACACACACCAAAAUUACCUGCCAAAGAACUUAAUAGGAGCCUCCUAUCUUUAGGCAAGGCUGCCCUUUGACCUAGAGAGUGAAAGACUUAGAAACCUAAACCUUCAUGAUAAUAAAAUGCAUUUUAGGCUAGGGAUCUAAUAAAAUUACUAUAGGGUGGGAAUGGGGCCAGUCUAGUUUAUGUAACUGCCACAUCAUACGUGUGGGCUUAUCGGUUUCAUUAAAAAAUCAGUCUAGCAUGCACACCUUCAAGACACCCAGGCCACAAUAUAGAAUGCAGCUGGGCUCUGUUAAAAGCAAACCCUGUAUUGUCUAUGACACUAUUUAUAUAGUAUGUAAAUUAGGGGUAAAUAUUCACUUCACAAAAAAAAAAAAAAAAAAAGUUUGAUAUUAGAUGCAUUUAAUUGUCAACUUUCCUUGAUUUGUUUUCAAAAUAUUCUUAGAUCUAUGACCAUCUGAUCGACAAACACCUUUUCCGGAAUGCAUCUAUUAUGCAAAGUGAGGCGUACUUUAGAAGUGAAUCACUAACUAAAUUGCAUGGUUCUUUUAAAUGAACUUAAGAAGGUUCCAAGUAAGACUUAGUCUUCCUUACCAAUGGUGUCUUUUAAAACAGAAUACAAUGAUUGGAAAAGUGUUAGAAGAUUGCAGCAAUAUAUUUGUUUCUUUUUUUAGCUUGGGACUAGUUGUGAAGUGCUCUUAAUAUUUUUUUUUCUGCAUUGAGCUCUGUUGAAUCACCUCUUCCUCAAAGCAUCAAAGGAACAGUGCUAAAAUUGGCAAGUUAAUAAGAUGUGAGAAGUAAUUCUGUGUCUUUGAUGUUCCCUGGUCACUUUCACUCAGAAGACUAUAUGUUUCAAAUUGGUUUUCUUCUGAUACAGGAGUUGUGGCCAUUAUCUUGUGACUACUCUCAUCCCUUAGAAUGGUGAGAUCAGUCAUCUUUACCAGCAAUUUAUGUCAGAUUGGCUGGUAAUGUUUAUAAAACUUUAAUCCUAUUUCAUGACUCUUUGAAGCAAAUACUUUUUCUAAAGAAUUGCUUCUCUUGGAUACUGUUAAGCUUUUGCAAGUUUGAAAAAUUCAAGUCACUUUUGAUUAGAUAGAUCUUUCUAAAACAUGUUUGAGACAACACCUUGUCAUCAUUUAAAUUAGGAGAAUGGCAGGCAACUUUUCCAGGCUGUAUGCUUUUGUAUACAUUUUCCUUAUCAACAAGAAGGAUGCUGAAAGGAAAAUAAAUUUCAUGUCACCAACCUAUCUGUACCCUUUGUGGGAAAUAUGUCUGGAGCCAAUCCAGUUUUUACAAAUCAUUUACUCUUUUUCAUCAGUGCUUGUUUACUCUGUACUCAAUUGCUUUUUCUGUAUAUUUGAUACCUGGAUAUUGUCGUUGCUCUCUUUUUCUUCCCAUACAUUAAAAAAAAUGCAGUGUGGUUCUUUCUGUGGAAAUGGGGAUUUUGUUUUAAAUACCCAGAUGCUUCUUAUUGCUGUGAAAUUGCCUGUGUUCCCUUACAAAAACAUUUCUAAUAUAGUUAUAGAGAGGUUUUAUUAUUUCUAAUAUAAAGAAAAUUAUUUUGGUCAGAAUAAUUCUGCCCGUAAUAAGAACUACUGAAUAUCUUGUAGUGAAAGAAAGAUCAUUUGAGGAGGAGAGGGUACAAAAGCAAGCAAUCAUUGCUUUCUCAGACACUGUCCAUGAGGCAAUAGGUAAAACCAAAAAUCAUUCUUUACCCGAUAGCUUGAAUUUUAACUUGUCCCAGUUUGAUUUAUGAUUAAAUUCAUCAAGCAGAUUUAGAUAUAAAUAUUCCUUGAAAUAACUGAUAUAUAUGCAGUUCUAAAUUCAAUUCAAGUGCUUAUUUUAAGAUACUUCAGGUCUUUGGAAAAUGAUAGCUACCAUUAAGACAACUUUCUUCCCUAACGUGUCUCCCAGAACUGUUAAUGAACCAUGGUAAUAUGUUUUAAAAGUCAAUAUUCAAAAUGAUUGCAAUCCCUCUAAUUAUUACAAUUUUUAUUUCACUUCAGGAAGUAAGACAAGGAUAUAGUUAAACUUCGUUCUACCCAUGGAAAUGAAUUUGUUAUUCUUAAUAUAAAUGUCCAGUAAUGUAUGUGAUUUCUGUAAGUUGCUGAAAAAUCUGUGCAUGAGAGUCUUUAAAGAUGACUUCUAUUUUGGUUCUCUUUUUUUUUUUUUUUUUUUUUUUUAAAGAUUUAAGGAAUUUUUUUCCCCAUUUCUCCCUUCCUGCUUCCAAAAAUAUUCAAACAAGUAUUUGAAAGACUUCCUUUUGGGGAAAAGAAAAAGAAAAAAGAAAGAAAGAAAUGUGUGUUGUGUCUCCUGUGAAAGUGAAUUAUUUGUCUGCCCACUGAGUACUCAAUGCUUGUAUGCAGAGUGAAGAGUCAGCCUGCCAUUCUCUGGGUUGCUAUUCUGUACAAUUACUGAUCUUCUCCACUUUUCCUGUUGCAAGCAGCACAUAUUGCACUCCUAUGCCCCUGUAAUCUGCAUCACUGUUGUACUCAGAACAAGUCAAUGAAUAAAGUUUUGUGCUUUAUUCUUAAA